This is a messenger RNA of Caenorhabditis angaria, 1552 nucleotides long. The record is from the annotation of a GenBank genome assembly. Lineage: Eukaryota; Metazoa; Nematoda; Chromadorea; Rhabditida; Rhabditidae.
UUGGUAAGGUUUCAUGAAUUUAAGGUCUAAAAUAAUCGUGAGAAAAUUACAAUGAAAAACUUUGUGAAAUAAAGAGAUUCCAGACCAAAAUUAAACAAAACAAAACGAGCACAAUUUUAGUUUUCCUUCAUUCAAACUAUCUCCUAAAAAUUGUUAAUUUUCAGCACACACUUCCUUCCAUUGCAGCCCACCUCGAUUUAUAUUUCUGGAAUCAUCAAACAUUCAAAAAUUGCAAAGUUGUAAAAGGUCUCGGAUUAUUCGCAAUUAUCUACUGUUUCAUGUUAGUUUAUCCAAACUUUUUUCAAAUCCUCUGAAACCUCAUUUUUCAGAGUUCACUAUGUCUAUUAUGUCAGUGGUUCCUGGGCAUAUCCAAUUCUCGGAGAACUCUCACCACCCUUCCGAAUUGCUUUUAUUUCCGCCACAAUGAUAACAAUUUAUGUGUGUCAUUUGUGGUUGAAUGUUUUUCCAAAGUAUUAUAAACUACUGGAAAAACAGAUAUUAAUCGGAAAAAAAAUCAGAAAGGAAACAACUUAUUUCCGCAUGCGUGAUAAAUGUAUUAUUGCUUAACAAAUCAUAUUAUUUCAUUUUUUAUAUAAAAACUUUGCUCUCUAUCACUUAUUUUUUCGCAGAUAAAACAUAUAAGUUGUAGGCUAAACUCUAGCAUGAACAAAAAAUAUCGAUCAAAGGUGAGAUAGCAAGUAGACAGACACGUUCUUCUUUUUUGUCACUUAUUUAUUUUUCGAUAAACAAAUAGUUUUUAUUUUUUACCUUUUUCAGAUGAAAGUCCUUUUUCAUCUUGCUGCGUUUGGUUUAUACGCAUGGACUUGUUAUGAGGAUUAUUUUCUUGUGAGUGGUGAACUUUUGCCAAUUCCGAAUCAGUUUUUCUCGAAGUUUGUUUGGUUGACAUUGAUUGAUUUGGUAAGAAAUUUUGAAAUUUGCAUCUGAUAAUUCAAUAAAAAAUUUUCAGUAUUCUCAACUCAUCUAUCACUUUGUUGGAAUUAUCCUCGCCCUUUUCUUCGAUAAAAAACGUCAUCCAAUUUACGAUUAUAUAGCUCGAGCAUUAAUUGGACCAAUUGGAGUAUCAGUCACUGUUCUGUUCUGGGCAUUAUAUUUAGCUGACCCAGGAACAUUAGCGAAAGAUGAGAUGGGUCGGAAAAAUUCUUGCGAUGAAAUGGUUCAAUCAUGGUUUACACACCCUUCCAAUUAUCACAACACAUCUCGAUUUGUUCUUCUGGGAUCAUCAGAAAUUUUCGAAAACCGCGGUUUUGAAAGGAAUUGGAAUAUUUGUCACUCUUUAUCUUAUUGAGUGAGUUUUCUAUCUAAUUUUUCUUCAAUAGCAUUACCCUCUAAAAUUAAAAAUAAUUCCAGCAUUCACUACGUUUACUACACUGCUGGUUUCUGGGCCUAUCCAAUUCUUGGCAAGCUCGCUUUGCCAUUCCGCUUGCUUUUCAUUGUUGUUUGUAUGCUUGUCGUCUAUUCUUCAUAUCUUUGGCUUUCCCUAGUCAACAGUUUUAUCAACAAAGAUAAGAAGAAGGCACAAAAAAAGAAUUGA